Anastrepha ludens (Mexican fruit fly) is the source of this 950-nucleotide messenger RNA. RefSeq lists its product as uncharacterized. The transcript has a single exon. The record is from RefSeq and is a predicted model, not a curated record. Lineage: Eukaryota; Metazoa; Arthropoda; Insecta; Diptera; Tephritidae. Bases 102 to 950 code for a protein of 282 amino acids.
UAAAAUUUAAAUUAAAAUAAAAAAAAAAUUGCAAAAUUGUUUGUGCAAAAUUCUGUGCUGAAAACAGUAGUCAUCAUUUCCUCUUAACAUACAUUGGUAAAAUGCUUGUUACCACCUACCAACACGACUAUGUGCCGCCCUACACCAGACGCUACGAAUUCGUUAAGAAGCAAGCCAAAGCGGAGAGGGAGACGGAAGAAUGCCAAUGCAUAGAAACACCUAAAAUCGAGAUACCAAAAGCAGCACAGGAAAAAUGUGAAAGCGGUGCCGAAUGGACAGGUAUCGCGCCAAUGGGCCGACUCAUCGACCCGCGUAUUAUACCCACAAAAUUCGCCCCCGAGCAAGCAGAUAACUUAGCCAAGAAUCCGGAAGCUGAUUGCUUUAAAACACAACCUAAUCGCUUUUUGCAGAUAUUACGCACAGCAUAUCCAGAUCUGUAUGACCGCUUGAAGCAGAUGCCUAAAGAUGAGCUGAAUAGACGCUUGGAGCGUCAACGACUUUUUACUACAUAUCAAAUUGACUAUGGCAAUAUGAAUGAGUAUCCAGAGGGUAUUUAUGAGAGUCUCAAGGAAAAGGACAAUACAGCUCAGAUUAACGCUACGAAAUUGCUGCAAAAAGAGGACGCUUGUGAUGUGUUCCGCGCCAAUGUGAUGAAGGAAUUAGACAAUCAAACGCGUAAUCCCACCAUUACGGACCCGUGCGAGCACGCCUACAAGCCAUUCAAGAUCUCCUUUACCGAUAGUGCGCGUUUCAUAAAUAGCGGCAACAACUCACACUGGCGCAGCAAAGCCUUUGUUACACGCGCCAACUUCUCGGAGUAUAUGGAAACAAUCAGCCGAAAUGGUUGUGUCAUAAUCAAAAAUAAUCUGCAUGAUCAUAGCAAAUGUGGAAGUAAUGGAAAGCAUUGUCGUCACCAGUUGCUCAAUAACUGCAUAAAUACUGUAAGAUAA